ACCACCCUCCACUUUUCGGUAGCAAUUACCCGAAUUUCCGGUUGCCGGUAACAAUAAUAACUACCCACCCCAACCUCAAGCCCUUUUAACUCUUAACGUGUAUCGCAAGCCUUUACUCACAAGCUCUUAUUCACUUGACUGCAUGGCUUUCUCUCCGUUACCUCCCAGUGAAACUCCCGCCACUACUCACUCUUAUUCUUCGUGCAUCUCAAUUCUCCACCACCGCCUCUAUAUAUACUCAUACACACACAUGUUUGUUUCAUUUCCUCCUCCUCACUUUCUCCAACUCUCUUCGUUUCUUCUUCGCGCUUUUGCCUCGGAGAUUGUGCUUCGGAGUUUGUGCGUCACUGAGCGACGCCUCUACGAUCGGCGAUUCGAGUUGUUCAUCAAAGGUUCCAAAUGUCUGAUAAUAAGUACACAGCCAGCUCAUCUGUCCCUUCAGACCGGACAGAGAAGCUCUUACGAGACACAGAGUCAAGUCAGGGCAGUAAGGCCUCAUCAAGUGAGGCCAGUGAUACUAAAAGUGCGUCUGAGAUCUCUGAGCUGAAACUGCCAUCUAUGAAGAGGCUUGGCCCAGGCAUUUCACUUGCUGAAAAAUAUCCGGAAGGGGCUUCCUCUUCAAAAAAGCUCAAGGAAGGCAUGGCUCCGAGACCACGUCUGUUGGUGGUGGCUAACAGGUUACCAUUCUCUGCAGUUGGGAUAAGCAAUAAUUCCUGGUCUUUAGAAAUAAGUUCUGGUGGGCCAGUGACUUCUCUUCUGGGCUUGAAGGAAUUUGAGGCAGUAUAUUUCGGGUGGGCUGGGAUGCAUGUUACAGAUGAGGCUGGGCAGAAGGAGCUGACAGAAGCACUGAUUGAGAAGAGGUGUAUACCUGUAUUCAUUGAUGAAGAGAUUUUCCAUCAGUACUACAAUGGAUAUUGCAACAACACAUUGCGGCCUCUUUUUCAUUAUCUUGGAAUUCCGCAAGGAGAUGGCCCUGCAAAAACCAAAUCUUAUCAGUCUCAGUUUGAUGCAUACAAAGAAGCAAACCGAAUAUUUUCCAAUGCUGUAAUCAAACACUACAAGGAAGGUGAUGUUGUUUGGUGUCAUGACUACCAUCUUAUGUUCCUCCCCAAAUACCUAAAGGAACACAACAGCCAAAUAAAAGUUGGCUGGUUUCUUCACACACCAUUUCCAUCUUCUGAAGCUCACAGGUCCCUUCCAUCUAGAUCAGAACUGCUGAAUGCACUUCUCUCAGCUGAUUUAGUUGGUUUCCAUACUUUUGAUUAUGCGAGACACUUUGUUGGUACAUGUAUUCGUAUUCUUGGAGUGGAAGGUUCACCAGAAGGAAUAGAGUACCAAGGAAGGUUCAUUCGUGUGGCUGUGUUUCCAAUUGGGAUAUAUUCAGAUCGAUUCUUUGAAGCUCUCGAGACUCCUGAAGUCCGAGAGUGUAUUAAGGAAUUCACAGAUAAAUUUUCUGGGCGCAAGGUGAUAUUAGGUGUUGAUCGCCUUGAUAUGGUUAAAGGAAUUCCUGAAAAGAUACUGGCAUUUGAAAAGUUUCUUGAAGACAACAAAGAUCAGCGUAAAGAAGUCAUAUUGCUGCAGAUAGCAGUAAAAAGACCAGAAUUUUCUGAAGAUCAGAAACUUGCAAGCCGGGUCCACAUGCUUGUUGGGCGCAUCAAUGGUAAAUUUGGAACAUUGACUAAUGUUCCACUAAUUCAUCUGGAUCAACCUCUCAAGUUUCAUACAUUAUGUGCACUAUACGCAGUUGCUGAUGUUGCUCUUGUCACACCUUUGCGGGAUGGCAUGAAUCUUGUUAGCUAUGAGUAUGUGGCUUGCCAAAAAUCAAAGAAUGGAGUCCUCGUUCUAAGUGAAUUUGCAGGUGCUGCACAGUCUCUGGGUGCUGGAGCUAUCCUUGUAAAUCCCUGGAACAUUGAAGAGCUAGCUUCUUCAAUUGGCCGAGCUUUGAAUAUGGAAGACGAUGAAAGAAAGAAAAGACAUCAAUAUAACUUUCAACACGUCAUAACCCAUACUUCUCAAGAGUGGGCUGAAGCAUUUGUAAGGGAAUUGGAUGAUGCUGUGAUUGGAGCUCAGCAAAGGAUAAAAGGAGUUCCAACUGCACUCCCAGUAACAGAUGCCAUAGAACACUACUUGCAGUCAAAUAAUAGAUUACUCGUACUGGGAUUCAAUGCUGUCUUAACUGAACCGGUGGAUAGUUUGAAUAGACGAGGAGAAGAUCCAAUCGGUGGACUGGAACUUAGGUUGAAUCCAGACUUGAAAAACACCCUUAUGGAACUGUGCUCUGACCCAAAGACUACUAUUGUUGUCCUCAGUGGUAGCAACAAAUUGGUUUUAGAUGGUAACUUCUGUCAGUACAAAAUGUGGUUGGCGGCAGAGAAUGGGAUUUUUUUGCGAUCUGCGACGGGAGAAUGGAUGACAUCUAUACCAGAGCACUUAAAUAUGGAUUGGAUUGACUGCAUUAAGCCUGUCUUUGAGUAUUUUGCCAAACGAACUCCACGAUCAUAUUUUGAAUUCAGAAAUACUUCACUUGUAUGGAACUACAAGUAUGCAGAUGCUAAGUUUGGUAGAGUUCAAGCUAUAGACCUGCUACAACAUCUUUGCACUGGCCUUUCAAAUGCAUUUGUUGAUGUCAUUCAAGGCAGUAGUUCAGUUGAGGUCAGAGCUCUCGGUGUCACAAAGGGUACAGGUAUUCGCCACAUACUUGGAGAACUUGCAGGCAAUUCAGAUCCAACACAGAUUGAUUAUGUCUUAUGCAUAGGUCACUUUUUGGGGAAGGAUGAGGAUCUGUAUACUUACUUUGAGCAAGAGCAUCCAGUUGAAACUCCUAGAACUACUGGCAACAGAAUGUCUGAGCCCAGACUGCAGAAUAGUGGAAGUGUCUCAGGGAAGAAGACAGCAUGUAAUGUGCUUGAUCUGAAGAAGGAGAAUUACUUCCCUUGUACUGUAGAUCGGACUCGUUCCAGUGCUCGCUACUUUCUUGAAUCAUCAUCUGAUGUUGUUUCUCUUCUGAAAGCAUUGGCUGCAGCAUCUUCCUUGAGCUGAGAGUUACGCCAUGUUGUGGUUUCUGUUUGUCUACCUUUCCUUUUUUCGAUGUACUUGAAGUCGAAGGAAUAACUGAGAUAGAUAAGGGCAUUUACAUAGUUUACUGGUUCCAGGUAUGCCUUACCCAUAAAAGUUAGCCAGCCGGCUUAAUUAGCCCAAGGAAUGCACUGAACUCCUUGAUCAGUUUUGAGUUAAAAUACUCAUGUAGAGUUUUGACUCUAUUCUUGAAAUUCUAGAAAUAUUACUAGAGCCCUCUUAGUCUUAAAAUCUGAUGUUAAUACGAGAAGCUUUUGGUUUA
This is a messenger RNA of Daucus carota subsp. sativus, 3337 nucleotides long. Its product is annotated as alpha,alpha-trehalose-phosphate synthase [UDP-forming] 1. The record is from RefSeq and is a predicted model, not a curated record. Gene Ontology annotation, biological process: trehalose biosynthetic process. Gene Ontology annotation, cellular component: cytosol. NCBI's taxonomy places the organism in Eukaryota, Viridiplantae, Streptophyta, Magnoliopsida, Apiales, Apiaceae. Gene Ontology annotation, molecular function: trehalose-phosphatase activity. The transcript has 18 exons. The coding region runs from base 400 to 3039 and encodes 879 amino acids.